CUUAGUUCCUACACUAGCUAUAUACUGCUGGGGCAGCACAGCCCUUGAUGGAAUAAGAAAACAGAAUAUCCAAAGCGAACCUGGAAGCUGUGAACUGUGGGCAGCUCUAACUAAUCAACGUUUAUGGAUUGAUGCCAACGAUCUUUCUACUUCUGAGAAAAUGGCAGCGGCCUGGGGUGCUGUUUGGGCUGCUCUGGUCCGCAGUUGCGGGAGGCGCGGGGCGCUCAUGCUUGGCAGCUUCCGGGAACGCAAAGGCUGGACAGCUCCGUGGCUCGCAACCGCCUCCCUGCUCGGAGGGGGUGCCUUGGUGGCCUCCUGCCGAGGAUGGAACAGGCGGGAGGGGACUGGCAGCUUCUUCCUGGUUCUGGCACAGAAGGAAGAUGCGGUGGAUGAAGAGAUGGCAGAAAAGCUUUCCAUUCGAAAGCAACGUUUUAUGAAAUUUGCUUCUUUGGAAUAUGGAGGAGAAUAUUACAUGACUCCAAGAGACUUCCUGUUCUCAGUUAUGUUUGACAAAUCAGAGCGUAAAACUUUGGCCAAGAAACUGACAAAAAAGGAAGUAGAUUCUACCCUAGCAAAUGUUACGAAGGCUAAACCAGGACCAACUUUUUUCAGAGAUCUUGGAGACAGAGGAUUGAUUUCCUACACAGAGUACCUCUUUUUGCUGACAAUACUCACAAAACCACAGACUGGAUUUCAUAUUGCUUUUAAAAUGUUGGAUGCAGAUGGCAAUGAACAAGUAGAGAAAAAAGAAUUCUUUAAGCUUCAGAAAAUAAUUGGAAAGCAAGAUGAAUUUAAAACAGCUUCAGGAGAUGACAUCCUGUCUCAGGAAUCAGAAAUGGAAGGUGCUGAUAUCAACACCAUGUUACUGGUCCACUUUUUUGGAAAAGGAGGAAAAGAUAAACUUCAGUAUUCGGAAUUCCAAAGAUUUAUGCAGGAUUUACAAGCAGAAGUACAAGAAUUGGAAUUCAAUCAGUUUUCCAAAGGUCUAACCUUCAUGAGAAAGGAAGAUUUUGUAGAGUGGUUGCUGUAUUACACUGAUGAAGAAAACAAUGAAAUUUAUUGGCAAAAUGUGAAAGAGAAAAUCCAAGGAGGAGAGAGUAUCAGUAUGGAUGAAUUUAAGACUUUCUGUCAAUUUACAAACCGUUUAGAAGAUUUCUCAAUUGCUCUGAAAAUGUUUACUGUGGCCAGCCGUCCUGUUAAACGGGCGGAGUUCAAGAGAGCUGUGAAAGUGGCUACAGGACAGGAACUCUCAGAUAACGUUUUGGACACCAUCUUCAAGAUCUUUGAUUUAGAUGGAGAUAAUUGCCUCAGCCAUGCAGAGUUCCUUGGAGUCCUCAAAAAUAGGAUGCAUCGUGGAUUAAGGGUGCCUCAGCAACAAGGAGUCCAAGGUUACUGGAAAUGUGUGAAACGAGAAACCAUUAAGGGAGCAAAAGAAGUUUGGAAGCAAACCGGGAAGAGUCCUUUUUAAAUGUAUUUUUGUAAGAUCGUUUAUGACUCGGCUUUCUGGUUUUGCUUUGCUUUUCAUGUAUAUUUUUACAGAUUGGCUCUACUAGACGAAGUGCAAUCAUUUAAUGCCAUUAAAUAUCAGACACUUCCAUUAUUUGAUUUUGAUAGGGGGUGGGCAUGAAAAAGAAAAUGUCUUUUGUGUUUCGGAAUCAUUCAGGGAUGCUGCAGUUUGAUAGAAGUGAACACACACACAGCCAAAGCACUUUUGGUUGUUCUACAUUUUAACUGAAACAAAAUUGGGGGGAGCUUUCUUAGCUUGGCCCUCUUCCCCACCUCUAGGAAAUGGCCUUUUUCAGCCCUUCCCAGCCCUUCCUGUUCCUUGCCCUUAGCUGCUGAUGUCCUUGGCUUAAAUCAUGAUAUCACCACCAGCCCAAACCACUACCAAAAACCCCUUCCUUUCCUCCCUUCCCCUUUGCCACUACCAUUUCCAGCGUGCUUGGCUUCCAAUGUAGCAUAUGCAAUUGAUCCACCCACUUUUUAGUACCUUCCUUUCCUUGCCUCCUUUGCCUGCAACCUCAUUGCCCCUUUCCUGCUCUCUCUCUCUGUCUCUCCCCAAAGUACUUCUCUCUUAAAUAUGCUAGUUUUGAUCCUGUGGCAGAUCACCAGAAACGAAUCCUUCCAUGCAUAGAACACUUUGCAUAUCCCUACAGCAAUAGAAUUUGCUUUAGGAUUAUUUUAGAUGGUACUCGUGUUCUCACAGAUGGAGACUGUUUACCAGCCUAUCUGGAAUUUAGCACAGAUAGUCCUCCAUUUACGACUUACGGUUUCCAGCAUUGACUUAGCUUGUCAGAAGCCAGCUGGGAAGAUUACAAAUGCUAGUUGCCAAGUGCCCAAACUUUAAUCGUG
Molecule: messenger RNA, 2352 nt
Organism: Thamnophis sirtalis
Lineage: Eukaryota; Metazoa; Chordata; Lepidosauria; Squamata; Natricidae
Gene: MICU2
Product: mitochondrial calcium uptake 2
Biological process (GO): mitochondrial calcium ion homeostasis; calcium import into the mitochondrion
Cellular component (GO): uniplex complex
Molecular function (GO): calcium ion binding
Source: RefSeq, a predicted model, not a curated record